This is a messenger RNA of Punctularia strigosozonata HHB-11173 SS5, 1894 nucleotides long. RefSeq names its product vacuolar ATP synthase. Bases 72 to 1631 code for a protein of 519 amino acids. The transcript has 10 exons. Gene Ontology annotation, cellular component: proton-transporting V-type ATPase, V1 domain. Lineage: Eukaryota; Fungi; Basidiomycota; Agaricomycetes; Corticiales; Punctulariaceae. Gene Ontology annotation, molecular function: ATP binding; proton-transporting ATPase activity, rotational mechanism. The record is from RefSeq and is a predicted model, not a curated record. Gene Ontology annotation, biological process: ATP metabolic process; proton transmembrane transport.
GCUCUCCUCUGCUCGCUGCAAAGCCCUUCCGCCGAUUAUUGUUACAUUUCCUGCCACCGUUGAGGACAACGAUGGCUGACCCGCGCAUGAGCGAUAAGGAGCUCGCUGCCAUCAACGCUGCCGCCGUUACGCGCGAGUAUCGCGUCAAGCCACAUCUCGAUUACCGGACGGUGUCUGCGAUCAACGGGCCGCUUGUCGUUCUCGACAAUGUCAAGUUCCCAUCGUACAACGAGAUUGUCACGCUCACGCUCCCUGACGGAUCCAAGCGCGGCGGGCAAGUCCUGGAAGUUCAGGGCAAAAAAGCCAUUGUUCAGGUCUUCGAGGGCACGUCCGGUGUCGAUGUCAAGGCAACGCACGUUGAAUUCACCGGUUCCAGCAUGAAGCUCCCCGUUGCGGAAGACAUGUUGGGCCGGAUAUUCAACGGCUCGGGUAACCCGAUUGACCAAGGGCCCAAGGUGUUCGCCGAGGACUACCUUGACAUCAACGGAUCGCCGAUCAACCCGUACUCGCGUAUAUACCCGGAGGAAAUGAUUCAGACCGGGAUUUCGACCAUCGACACUAUGAACUCGAUUGCGCGAGGUCAAAAGAUCCCUAUCUUCUCGGCCGCCGGUCUACCGCAUAACGAGAUUGCCGCCCAAAUCGUGCGUCAAGCUGGUCUCGUUCGCCCAACAAAGGAUGUGCACGAUGGCCACGAAGACAACUUCUCAGUCGUUUUCGCCGCCAUGGGUGUGAACAUGGAGACUGCGCGCUUCUUCAAGUCCGACUUCGAGCAGAACGGCUCGCUCGACCGUGUCACCCUCUUCCUCAAUCUUGCUAACGACCCUACGAUCGAGCGUAUUAUCACGCCCCGUCUUGCGCUCACCACCGCCGAGUACUAUGCCUACCAGCUAGAAAAGCAUGUCCUCGUCAUCUUGACCGACAUGAGCAGUUACGCGGAUGCUUUGCGUGAGGUGUCGGCAGCACGAGAGGAAGUUCCCGGUCGUCGCGGUUACCCGGGUUACAUGUACACCGAUUUAUCGACCAUAUACGAGCGCGCCGGGCGUGUGGAGGGUCGCAACGGUUCCAUCACCCAAAUUCCCAUCCUCACCAUGCCCAAUGACGAUAUUACACACCCUAUUCCAGAUUUGACCGGGUACAUUACCGAGGGACAAAUUACCGUCGAUCGGCAGCUGCAUAACAGGCAAAUUUACCCACCCAUCAACGUCCUGCCCUCGCUCUCGCGUCUGAUGAAGAGCGCCAUCGGCGAAAAGCUCACCAGGAAAGACCACGGCGACGUAUCCAACCAGCUUUACGCCAAGUACGCAAUAGGUCGCGACGCGGCCGCGAUGAAAGCUGUCGUCGGCGAGGAGGCGCUUUCGUCCGAGGACAAGCUUGCGCUUGAGUUCCUCGAGAAGUUCGAGAAGCAAUUCGUUGGCCAGGGCCCGUACGAAUCACGGACGAUCUUCGAGUCGCUAGACCUCGCUUGGUCGCUCCUCCGCAUUUUCCCCAAGGAGCAGCUCAACCGGAUUAACCCAAAGAUCAUCGCCGAGUUUUACGGCCGCAAGCCGACGCGCAAGCCGACCUCAGGCUCGCCCGAGGACGCGGCGGCGGAAGGCGGCAACCCGGAGGAUGGCAAUUUGGUGGACCUCUGAGUGUCGCGCGGCUCGCUGGGGCUGCAUGUCAUUGCCCGUGCGGUCGUUUGUGGGCAAGGCAAGCGGUAAGAUAAAUGUUGUGCGGCGGACAUAAUGAGAUUGCGCACAUAAUGGCCCGACUGUAUAUCACGAACGCGUACACAUGACCAUCAACGACGAAUAAACCGCAAGCAACUCACGUCAUAGAGAAGCGGUGUUAUGUAGCGUUUGUAGGGGAAGAAGGAUGGAGCAAAUGGACUGUGUACACCGAUUUGACACGUUCA